AUGUCACCAAAGGCCUUAUUAGGCUCUCGCCAGCCCCAAACAUUAAUGCAAAGGAAAAGUCUGGGUUGGUUCCAUAGGCCCUUUAAAAAAGCUGACUUGAAAUUGCUGGCAGUGCAUUUCUCGAGUGACUGCUAG
Molecule: messenger RNA, 135 nt
Organism: Monodelphis domestica (gray short-tailed opossum)
Lineage: Eukaryota; Metazoa; Chordata; Mammalia; Didelphimorphia; Didelphidae
Source: RefSeq, a predicted model, not a curated record